Sphaeramia orbicularis (orbiculate cardinalfish) is the source of this 7345-nucleotide messenger RNA. RefSeq names its product membrane associated guanylate kinase, WW and PDZ domain containing 3b (gene magi3b). The transcript has 21 exons. NCBI's taxonomy places the organism in Eukaryota, Metazoa, Chordata, Actinopteri, Kurtiformes, Apogonidae. Gene Ontology annotation, biological process: signal transduction. Bases 713 to 5155 code for a protein of 1480 amino acids. Gene Ontology annotation, molecular function: protein binding. The record is from RefSeq and is a predicted model, not a curated record. Gene Ontology annotation, cellular component: cell-cell junction; cytoplasm.
CGCACGUACGGCUGAGCGUAAAAGGGACGUGUCGGGAGCCUUGGCUGCGUCUCUGUUGGCGGUGCCAGGUGUGUUCAAACCUGUAGCAGACAAACCGCUGGCAGAUGUCUCUCAACUCAGUCAUGAUGGGCUGGAUCUCCGCCGCUUCAAACCGCCCACCGAUGUCCGUGUUUUCAUUUUGCGCACAGGUAUGAGGGAUUUCUCGUUGACGCGCUAUCACAACGACAGAUACUCAGCAACGCACCGCGCCGAGUGAGUAAGAUCCACACUGUUUACGUCUUGUUUUGACAACUUGACAUCGGGAGGAACACGGCGGAGACGGAGAAAAAGCGCGGAUGUUACCUCCAGAGUAGCGAUGGAGAACAUUACGCGCUGAUUUCUGCUUUUUAAAAAUCCAUCCGUGUUUUUACGCACAAGGGAAGCGCUUGGAAAUAUUGCAACCCAGGCAACUGAGCGCACAAAACCCCGUGGGAUGACACACCUCAGAGAUUGACCGGUGAGAAUCAGCUUCAUAAUAAUAAAUGUCCAAGAGAUGAAAUCCACAGCUGGUCAGGAGAAGAAGAAGUCAGGAGGGUUUUUUAUUAUUAGGCCGCGUCACUUUGCGCUCAUUUAACAAGAACACACGAAAGAAGAGGCGAUCGAAACCAGUUCAGUCGUUUAGUGAAACAAAAAAAAAAAAAAAAAAAAAAAAAAAAAAAAAAAAGGAGUAACCAUGUCCAGAACACUGAAGAAGAAGAAACACUGGUCUGGUAAAGUGGUGGAGUGCGCAGUGUCAUGGGGGAACCUGGGGGACUUUGGUUCCGUGGUGGAGGUCCUAGGUGGAGCAGAGCUGGGACAGUUCCCCUACCUGGGUCAGAUGAAACUGGACGUGCUGGUGUGUCACGUCGGGAAGCUGCCCUACUACGGUGACGUUUUACUGGAGGUGAACGGGACCCCCGUCAGUGGACUUACAAACCGUGACACCCUGGCUGUCAUCCGCCACUUUAGGGAACCCAUUCGUCUGAAGACCGUCAAACCAGGAAAAGUAUUGAACACGGACCUGCGCCACUACCUCAGUCUGCAGUUUCAGAAGGGCUCGCUGGACCACAAACUACAACAGAUCAUACGGGACAACCUCUACCUACGCACCAUCCCCUGCACCACGCGGCUUCCUCGAGAGGGGGAGGUACCAGGUGUGGACUAUAACUUCAUCAGUGUCGGAGACUUCAGGAUCCUGGAGGAGAGUGGACUUCUGCUGGAGAGUGGGACUUAUGAUGGCAACUACUACGGGACCCCAAAGCCUCCAGCUGAGCCCAACCUGGUGCAGCCUGACCUGGUGGAUCAGGUGCUCUUUGAUGAAGACUUCAGCGGUGAAGUCCCCAGGAAACGCACCACCUCGGUUAGUAAGAUGGACAGGAAGGACAGCGCGGUCCCUGAGGAGGAGGAUGAUGAUGAGAGGCCACCGCUGGUCAAUGGAUUGCCCGAGCACAAAGAGGGGGCAGACUGGAGGAAAGCAGUGCCCAGCUACACCCAGUCCAGCAGCAGCAUGGACUUCCGCACAUGGAGCUCCCUGCCCCGCGAUGACAGCCUGGAGCCACUGCCUCUUAACUGGGAGAUGGCUUACACUGAGACUGGCAUGGUCUACUUCAUUGAUCACAAUACCAAGACGACCACGUGGUUGGACCCCCGCUUGGCAAAGAAAGCAAAACCCCCAGAGAAGUGUGAGGAUGGAGAGUUACCUUACGGCUGGGAGGAAAUUGAUGAUCCACAGUACGGCACAUAUUACGUUGACCACAUUAACCAGAAAACCCAGUUUGAGAACCCAGUCCUGGAGGCAAAGAAGAAGCUUAGCCAAGAGACGGCAGCAAUCCAGCAAGCCACGGCAGCGCCUUCCCAAGGUAAGGCGGGUACGUCUGGCUUCACCGCAGACCCCAGUGAGCUGAAGGGUGAAAUGUACCACACAGCGCUCAAGAAAAGCUCCCAGGGAUUUGGCUUCACCAUCAUUGGGGGCGACCGCACAGAUGAAUUUCUGCAGGUGAAAAAUGUGCUCAGUGAUGGACCGGCUGCACAGGACAAUAAGAUGGCAUCUGGGGAUGUGAUUGUGGAGAUUAAUGGGUUGUGUGUCCUGGGGAAGACCCAUCCAGAGGUGGUGCAGAUGUUCCAGUCCAUUCCCAUCAACCAGUACGUGGACAUGGUUCUGUGCCGUGGCUACCCUCUACCCCCUGACGUGGAUCUAGACAGCGACGACCCUCUCCCACCCCCUCCUCCUCCACCUGCUUCCCAGCCCCAGCAGACUCUUCACGGUGGGGAGGUGGUGACGGCUGUCCCCCUCAUCAACGGACAGCCGCUGUUAGUGAAAGGCGACGUCCUGCACGGCUCAUCUCAAGAGCUGCACUAUGUCACCACGGACGCCAGCGGCCGCCCCGUCGUUGCCGCCAUGCCCAACGGACGACAGGGCGAACGGGGAGACGGGUCCGGGGGGAUACUGCAGCCGGAACUGGUGAGCGUCCCUUUGGUUAAGGGUCCUGGAGGAUUUGGGUUUGCUAUCGCAGACUGUCCACUGGGCCAGAAGGUCAAGAUGAUCCUGGACGCUCAGUGGUGCCGUGGGCUGCAAAAAGGAGACGUCAUCAAGGAAAUCAACAGACAAAAUGUCCAAACACUGAGCCAUGCACAAGUGGUGGAUAUUCUCAAAGACCUACCAGUGGGCAGUGAGGUCAAUGUGCUAGUGCUGCGAGGAGGUCAAACAUCCCCUGUGAAGAGUCUAAAGCCUAGACAAGAGAUGACAGCCAGUAUGGAGACUCUGGACGGUAUUACAGACUCAGCUCCUCAGGCCCUGCCUUACCACUCCAACACGAGCACCCUACGCUCCGUUGACUCCCCCAAACGAGACGCCACAGAGAUGUACCUGAAGUCCAAAGCCCUGUUGGACAGCAGACAGCCUCACACCAAAGACAUAGAUGUUUUUCUGAAGAGGGACAUUGAGACUGGCUUUGGCUUUCGUGUUCUGGGAGGAGAAGGUCCGCAACAGCCAAAUGUCUUCCCCCAGGUGUACAUUGGCGCCAUCGUUCCCAACGGAGCUGCAGAGAAGGAUGGGCGCCUGAGAGCAGGAGAUGAGCUUAUCGGCAUCGAUGGUGUGAUGGUUAAAGGUCGUUCGCACAAGCAGGUCCUGGAUCUGAUGACCAACGCAGCACGUAAUGGUCACGUAAUGUUGACUGUACGCAGAAAGGUCAUCUACAGAGAUGCAACUGAUGAGGAGGUGAAGGAAAUGACUCCAGUGCUGGUGAACGGCUCUCCUAAACUACCUCACCUACCGAUGCCCAGUGCUCUGGACCACGAGUCUUUCGAUAUCACGCUCCACCGCAAAGACACAGAGGGAUUUGGCUUUGUCAUCCUCACAUCUAAGAGUAAACCCCCCCAUGGAGUUAUCCCACACAAAAUUGGCCGUAUCAUCGAAGGCAGUCCCACUGACCGCUGUGGCCUCCUUCACGUCGGAGAUCGUAUCUCAGCGGUCAAUGGGCGCUCAAUCAUCGAGCUCUCUCACAAUGACAUUGUUCAGCUUAUCAAGGAUGCAGGAAAUGUUGUCACGCUCACUGUGGUUCCUGAGGAUGAAUACAAGGGCCCUCCAUCUGGAGCCAGUUCAGCCAAACAGAGUCCAGCUCUUCAACACAGAACUGUGGUUCAAAGGUCAGCACUUCAGGAAGAACGUUAUAACCUUGACCUGGAUGAAAAAAGAGAUGGAAUUAACUGGUCUGACCAUAAUGCUCUCCCCCUUAGUGAACAGGGCACAUUGUGUGUCACAGGACCCAACCAGGGCUGUCUCACCGUGGAGUUAGAAAGAAGUCCCAGGGGCUUUGGCUUUAGUCUGCGAGGAGGAACAGAGUACAACAUGGGCCUUUACAUCCUGAGACUGGCAGAGGAUGGACCUGCUCAGCUGGAUGGAAGGAUCCACGUAGGAGAUGAGAUCGUGGAGAUUAACGGGGAACCAGCUCGUGGCAUUUCCCAUACUCGAGCUAUUGAAUUGAUCCAGGCUGGGGGAAACAAAGUGGUUCUGCUGCUGAGACCUGGAGCAGGACUGGCUCAAGACGGCAGUCAACAUGAUCAGAAACUCAUUUCACCCACAAGCUCUUCUGGAGAGGUGUUUUUCUCUGACACGUCACCCUUGUCUUCUCCAUAUCCCACUGGGGCUUCCAUCUUUGUUUCCUCUCAUUUCUCCAGCAAAUUGAAACAUUCCCGCAGCUGGAGCACAAUAUCCCCACAAGGCCGCAAAUCCUUCAGCAGCAGGGGUUUGAGCUCAGUGGACGAGAGUGGCGAGUGGGCAGAUAACGAGGCAGAAACACUUUCCUCCCCUACCGCUGAGCGUAACACCUUUUACAAGAGGACCAGGCCCGCAAAAGACUCUAAUGAGCUAAGCAGCCCAAAGAAAACAGGGGAGACAUUUUCUAAAGCCAAAGAGCAACCUCACGGUCCCAAAAAGACUGAGAGCCAGGAGCAGGAAGCAAAACUGAGCAGAAACAGGACAUCUCCGACGCAGACAACAACAAAAACCACCAGUACUAGAAAGUCUCCACAAGCUGGACAGCAAGAGGCUCCAGUCCUGCAGCGCACGGAGCUUCGACAGAGGGGAUUAAAGGACUUCUCCAGCAGAGAGAGCUUGGAUCAUGAAACGAAAAACUGCAAAGGGGCGAAUCCUGAGAUCAGAAGAUGCACACAGGGAAAAGAAAUUGAAGGGAGAGGGGAAAGAACAAUGUCAGGCCAAAAGCACGAGAGUUUCAAAAGGAGGGUGGGAGAGACCCGAUACCACCGGAACCCUCCUCGAAUCAGAGAGAAUGAGAAAGGCACAGGGAAAGACUCAGGGCAGAAAGAUGCUAAUGUCAAGAGCAAGCCCACAGAAGAUCGGAACACAAGUAAAGACGCAGUCAAAAGAGACUCGCUAUCAGCUUUUAAAGAUAUAUGGAGAAGAAAAAGCUCUGUAGUUUCUCCUAGAGAGGCAAAAGGCAGAGAAGAUCCAUUUUCCAACUCCAAAGAGGACAAUAGUAAGCAAGACUUUGUGGCCUCUAUAAACAAUAUUCCAGGGGCUGUGCAGAGCCCAAAGGGACCUAUUAGCCCCGGCCCUUGGAAAGUGCCAAGCUCAGCCAAAAUCCUCUCCGAGGCAGAGGUCCUCCGUGACCCUUUGUGAUAGAAUAUUGGAUCACAGAGACUUGAGCUGUGCCAUGGAAUAUUUAACAGCACCCUCAGUGUAUUCUGUUUUUUUCUGAGCUCUUCCACAUAAACAGAGAGGUGCAACAUGGUGCCACUUUUAUGAACUUUGGACCAUGUCUAGAUUUGUGUUUGGACAUGAUCUUUUUGGGAGUCCUGUGACAUCACGUGGCAUGUAGCAGCUCCCCUCUGCCUUGUCUGCUGCUUCAGCAUAUUUGAUGUGGGACUCAAGCAUGUGUGGCAUGCUCGGGGCCAUGUCAGAGAAGACAUUAUGAAAUGUGAAUAUGUGCCAAUCCCAGGAGCCUCCUGUGGAACGACUACCAACAGCGCUUCACCCAUUACAAUGCAAUGACCCAUAUGCAAAGAAAGGAGAAAGGCGCUGGCCUCUCGCCUGUAGUAAACACCAAGUGUGACUGUCAUCUAGGGUUUAAGUUUGCUCUCUGUCUAAUCUCAUUGUGGAAUAAUUUGUCUUUUUUCUUAAAAGUUUGCUCCAAUGCAUGCAGUCAGUCCCUCAGUUUGUUUUUUCUGCACGUGCUCUGAGCAUCACUGGGGAUGAUCCUGUUUCUUGUUUAUAAUUCUCAUUCUGAACACCAGGCAUAUUUCAGACACAAUCCAGCAAGCAUUCACUUUACUGAGGACUCUAGACUGUUCUAUGGAUAUAGACGAGACUCUUUUCCAUACAAACAGCAUCAUUAAAAAGACCAGAAACUUGUGGUUCCAGAUCUUGUUUACCAUGUGUAUGAUAACCAACUAGUGUGUAAUUUAUUGAGAUAAUAGAUAGAAUAUAUGUAUAUGUAGCUGUACCAAGCCACUCCACAUUUUGAUAGAGACUUCAAAGAUUCGUCCCAUGUUAUUUGAGCUUUCACCAUCCUUCCAAUGUAUUUCAGUGGUAGGAAUUACCUUGGAUCUUUGUAGUUCAUGAAAUGUAUAGGUAAUGUGCAAACCGCUGUACCAAAUGUUUGCAAUCGCUCAAAACGUGUCUCAUUGUGAAAUAUAAUAUAUACAUAUAUAUAUAUUUGAAUGUGUCAUGUUUUGCAGAUUCUAACUUUAAAAUAUCUAUUGAAUUCCAUUGCACUGCAUCUGCCCUUGUAGCAUAACAGAAUGACAAUGAGUUGUAUUUAAUUUGUGAUGUUUACUUGCUACCAAUGCAUUGCCAUUUAUUAUUAUUAUUAUUAUUAUUAUUAUUAUUAUUAUUAUGAUUAUUAUACAGUAUAUUUUAUAAAUCUUAAUUGUUUCAAGCAAAAAUGUUGAUUUCUAGGUUGAAAAUCAUAUUCUUGGUGGUUUUACCUUUGCUUAUUGAGAAAAGACUAUUGCGGGUUACAAAUGUAUGUAUUUGUCUGUUGUGCUGUUUGAUUAUAUGCCAGGGUAGCCAGAAGGACAAUGGAGCUUAGCAAGUGAUGUUGUGGUUUACUGAGAUAUUGAGCAUGCUGCUGACUUACAGCACAUUUACAUAGAUCACACCGAUAUUUGACCUGCUGGUUAUAAAUUAUUAGAUUAAAAAGAGAGAGAAAAAAAAAAAGUUAGGUCUGUGGAAAACACUAUCCAAGUUUCAUACAUUUAGAUGAGCUCAGGGAACACAGCAUAGUAGCAAACGCGUGGUAAAGUCAAUAGGUGUCGGUCAAAUGGUUGGUAUGGUUCCAGUCGUAUAUCUGAACUAUUAUAGUCUGUGAUUGUACAUUGGAGUUUUCAGGUUAUAAAUCACUAGAGGAUGAGCUGUGAGAGCUGGGUUUUGUGCAAUAGUUUGGUUGGUUGAGUCGGUAAAUCCAACCCUGAGCAUCAGGUACAGACAGUUCACCCUUUCUAUUAUAUGUCCCCUGCACUGUUGUUCUUCUUUUAUUUUUAUUUUUUAAUCCUUUUCUAUCUCAUCUCUGUAUCAUAAUGUGGCCUUGCAUUGCUUCAUUAGAGAAAAAAAAAAACUUCUUCCUUGUGGUAUCUUCUACAUUAUGUAGGACCAGUAGAUGUAAAUGUUUGUACAUUGUACAGCACCUUUAUAAAUACUUGCUGAGUGCUGAGGGAGAAAAAAAAAAAAAUAGAGGUAUAUUAAAUCGCUCCAUUAUUUUUUUAUGUAUAAAAAAAGAGAAAAUAUUUACAAUGAAUUGAAAAGGAUUGGCUAUGACCUUGACAUGGUGUUCCGUUCAUGCACUGAAAAAUAAAGUUUUACUGAAAACAU